UGCGUCACUGCGCUUACGUGAAGUCGUGACGCCAGUCUCGCGUGAUGAGACUUGUGGCGGGAUUUUCUGUAAGACAGGAUGCUACGAGUCUGCAGCUUUGUGGGAGCUGCAUCCAUAUAAGGAAAGCCACACACACAGCUGCCAAGAUGAGUUCAGAAGGAACUGACUGUGACAGGAAAGAGAACUGUAGUCCCCUGCCAAAGUCCUGGACGAAUGAACAGGUAGACCCACCCUCAAAUAAACAACAACUUGCCCUAAUAUGCAAAGAAGAAAGUACUGAGGAUCAGAUGUUUAACAACAGCAAAGACAUUGACAAUAAAUCUUAUUCAUUGCUUGAGGAUAAUAACCUUAGGAAAAACACGGAGGCAACAGUGGAUGCUUCUUUGAAUGAUGGCCCGACCAACAACGAAGUGUUGGACUGUGUACCAGAGAGCCCUCUCUCAGAUGCAGGAUGUGAAUUUUCAGGAGCCAGUCUCCAAGAUACUGAAGAGUACCAGUGUAUGGGAAUAAACAUGCUGGGAGAAAGUGAGUCUGAAUCAUCCAUGGAGAUAGAUAAGAAAAACAGCCAGGGCUCUGAAGAUGAUGAUCAAGUUCUUGGAACAGAGACAGAACAGGAUAAGAGACUUAAACCUGAAAACACUCACUGCUUUGAAAAUAAAGUAAUAGAGGAAAGUUUUGUAUCUGAUGAAAAAAAAUCAGGCUGCUACUCUGGAGAAGGAAUCGAUAACCAUGAUCUAAAUGCUGGAGCAGUCACUUCUGGUUCCAGUGAGUGGAAAACAAAGCACAUUGUAAAAAAGAGGCUGGCCAAAAUUACUGACCAUUUUUUAGCAGUUACUCCUAUAGCUGACAAGAAAAGGAAAGAUGUGCAAAGAGAAUAUGAAAAUUCGUGUUUAAGAUCAAUUGAUCCAAACAGCACAUGGCUUGGAACUCCUUUGGAAGAAAUGAAGAGAAUGCCAGUGUGUGGCACACCACAACCACCACUGAGAGCAUCAUCUAAUCAUACUGUCACUGUCAGGACUGGCAAGCUGUAUGAAAACAGAGUAAGCGAGCCAUAUCCACCUUCUUACAAAGACUCUUGGGAUAGUAGGCAUGUAAAAAUGCCCUGUUCAGAUAACAACCUGUACCUAGUAGUGGACCAGAAUGAUGAAAAGGAAGCUGUAAGCCGUUGGAACUUGAUUAAUACCUCUCUUCGAAGCAAGAUCAGAACCCCACAAGAAUUAAAGGAAGCAAUUUUGAAAUACAACAUGCUGUAUUCCAAGAAGUGGGAUUUUACUGCUUUGAUCGAUCUGUGCGAAAAGGUUUUUGAAGAAGCAGAGUAUGACCACCUCUUCUGCUCCAUUCUUCCUGACAUGGUGGACUUGGCUCUUAACCUACCAAAUAUUUGCACCCAGCCUAUCCCUUUGCUUAAACAAAAAAUGAAUCACUCCAUCACAAUGUCGCAGAUGCAGAUUGCUUCUCUACUAGCAAAUGCUUUCUUCUGCACGUUCCCACGACGGAAUGCUAGGAUGAAAUCCGAGUAUUCAACCUACCCAGACAUAAACUUCAACAGGUUAUUUGAAGGGAAAAGUCCAAUGAAAGCAGAGAAGCUGAAGACACUCUUUUGUUAUUUUCGAAGGGUAACAGAAAAGAAGCCUACAGGCUUGGUAACAUUUAUGAGGCAACAUCUUGAUUGUUUUCCGGAUUGGGAAAGGUCUAGUAAAAAGUUAACAAGGAUGCAUAUUACUUGUGAAGGUACUAUUGAGGGAAAUGGACAUGGCAUGCUUCAGGUGGAUUUUGCCAACCGCUUUGUCGGGGGUGGUGUCACUGGUGGAGGCCUUGUUCAAGAAGAAAUUCGAUUCCUUAUAAACCCUGAAUUGAUAGUAUCACGUCUUUUCACAGAAGUAUUGGAUUCCAAUGAAUGCCUGAUUAUAACAGGUGCAGAGCAGUACAGUGAAUACACUGGAUAUUCAGAGACCUAUAAGUGGGCUCGUGUUCAUGAAGAUGAGUCUCCCAGGGAUGAAUGGCAGAGACGAACUACAGAAAUUGUUGCUAUUGAUGCUUUCCAAUUCAGACGACCCAUUGACCAGUUUAUCCCUGAGAAGAUUGAGAGAGAGCUAAAUAAGGCUUUUUGUGGGUUUUACCGUGCUGAUGUAAAUCCAAAAAACUUGUCUGCAGUGGCCACCGGCAACUGGGGCUGUGGUGCGUUUGGAGGUGAUCCUAGAUUAAAAGCGUUAAUACAGUUUCUUGCUGCUGCUGAAGCUGGGCGUGACCUGGUGUACUUCACAUUUGGAGACCGAGAGCUAAUGAAAGAUAUCUACCUAAUGUACUCAUUUCUUACAGAAAAGAAUAAAACAGUUGGUGAUAUAUACAGUCUGUUGAUAGAAUAUUAUAACAAAGUGUGCAGAAAUUGUUCUACUCCAAGACCAGAUGAAAAGCUGUACAGAUUCAUAUACAACAACUUGAAGUCCUGAAUGGAAAGUACACUCGUACUCAUCUGAAGCAAUGACAAUAAUUAUUCAGUGUAUCAUAUAGGCUAGCAUUAUCCUUGUAUAUAAAAGAGCCCUUUAGUCCUACAUGCUUUAUAAGUGUACAGUGGGAUCUUUACAGGGUUGUGUUUCUAUUUGUUUUUUAAUAUACAUUCACCUUAUCUGAAAUAAUUUUUCCAUUGAUUUUCUUAUUAUUGCAGAGAUGAGUAUUUUUAUUAGGUUGUUUAAAGAAAGUAAAUUGCACCAUGCCUAUCGUGUUUAUAGCUGCAGCUCUAAAAAACUUUCUCAAUAGUGGGAUAAUAUGCAGAUCCUUGUACACUGGAUAUACACCCCUGCAAAAUGGUGUUUUUUUGUUUAAUAAAAGAAAGAAACCUAUUUAAAUCAUGUCAGAACUUAUUCCACUUUUAUUGCAAAAUUGCCAUCUAUACAAAGAAGUUUCAAACAAAUCAGAAACAGUUUAGUGAUAAAAGGAAGAAAAUGAAUCUUACCUGGUUGCAUUAGUGUGCACAGCCCCUAAACUAAAGGUGCCCAUACACCUUCAGAUCCGCUCGCUUCGCGAUGUUGCCAAGCAAGCAGAUCUUCUCCCGAUAUCGCCCACCCGUAGGCCAGGCUAAUUCAAUCUGUCGUAUAGGCAAAGUCGGUUGAUGCGGUCCCCGAUCCGACUAGAUUUUUUAACCUGCCCAAUCGAUAUCUGGCCCGUCGGUAGUGCCCAUACACGGGCAGAUUAGCUGCCGAAUCAGUCUAAGGGACCGAUAUCGGCAGCUAGAAUGGGCCCGUGUAUGGGGACCUUAAUACUUGAAGCACCUUUUGAUUUUUAUACAGCAUUAGUUACCCUUUUUGGUUAAAAGUCUAUCAGUUUGGCACAUCUGGAAUUGGCAACUUUGGCUCACUAAUUCUUCCAAAAAUUUUCUGGAUCUAUCCGAUUGUGAGAGCAUCUUCUAUGCACAGCUCUGUUCAGGUCACCCGCAGAUUUUCAGUCAGAUUAAAGGAAACCUAUACCCCCAAACAAUGUAGGUGUCUAUAAAAAAUAUAUUGAUUAAACAAGCUCAUAUAUAAAACCCUGUUUCAUCUAAAAAAACAUUUUCAUAAAAUUAUAUAUUUUUUAGUAGUAUUGUGCUAUUGGGCACUCCUAAAUAGAAAAUUGCCAUUUUAAGAAUUAAGGGCCGCCUCCUGGGCUGCAUUAUUUUUGGUCAUGUGAUCUCUGAGGGAGCAGACACCCUAUCACUGAAUGGUGGCUCAAUGGAAAGAUGUAAAAGGGCAAUAUUCACUGAUUAUAUAUAUAUAUAUAUAUAUAUAUAUAUAUAUAUAUAUAUAUAUAUAUUCCAGUUUGGCGAGAUUCUUUAAUAGGCCACUUAAUAUGAUAUAAACUAUCUAUUGGUAAGUAUUCAUUCUGGGGGUAUAGUUUUUCUUUAAGGUCUGGACUCUGGCUGGGCCAUUCCAGAACAUUGAUUCUACUUUGGUGAAGUCAUGGUUUUAUUGAUUUAGAUGUGUGCUCGCUAUUCAUGAUUUCAUCCACCUUGACUAAAGCACCAGUUCCAACCAAUGAAGAGCAGCCCCAAAGCAUUAUGCUUCCUCCACCAUGCUUUACUGUGGGUAUGGUGUUUUUUUGAUGAUGUGCUAUGUUAUUUUUGCACCAAACAUACCUUUUGGAAUUGUGGAUUAAUAGUUCAACCUUGGUCUCAUUACACCAGGAUACAUUUUUGGGAGACUGGGUUUACCUAGCCAGACUUGUAUGUUUUUCUUUGUGAGUAAAGGCUUUCAUCUUGCUACCCUACUGCACAACCCAGACAUAUGAUGAAUAUGAUUGAUUGUUGUAGUAAACAACUAAUACUUGCCCAGAAAUCCUGCAGCACCAUUAAUGUUGCUAUAGGCCUUGUGGUAGCCUUCUUCACCAGUCCUUCUGCUCCAUCACCUGACAGUACAUUCUCUGUUGAGCCAUAUUUUCUCCAUUUUGUUGAUGACUGUCUUUACUGUUCUCCAUGGAUUCAAGGAUUUGGAUAAUUUUGUACCCCUGUCCUGUAUGAUAUCUUUCAAUAAUGAGAUCCCCUUCAAGUUUUAAAAGUUCUUUUUGGACUAUGGCUUUUGGGGUAUGAGACCAAGACGAUUAAUCCUACAGUGACAGCAAAACUUUAUUUGAGCACACUCUAAUUGAUGUAAGGUUUAUUCUAACUACUAUUUGAGAUGAGACUGAUGUGAUUGGUGGCUCUGAUUGCAGCCACACCCUUGGUUAUUAAAGGGUGUGCACAGUUAUGCAACAAGGUUUCUGUAUAAUUUAUGCUUCUCCUUCUUUCACUUAAAUGUUUAAUUUGUUUUAAACUUUUUUGUAUACAUUGCAAUUUUGUAAUAAAUGUGGAAUAAGUUCUGACAGUAUUCAUAUUGGUUUCUUUUUAUAAAACAAAAAACUGCCACUUUGCAGGGGUGUGUAGACUUUUACCCCUGUGUAAUUAAAGGCUAUAAGUUUGCCCUGUAGCAGUAACCAUUGCAACCAAUAAAUUUUUUUUUUAUAUUUUUUUGCUUUUAAACUGGUGACCAGUAAAUGCUGCCUGCUGAUUGGUUGCUAUGGGUUACUGAUCCUGGGCAAACUUAGUGCCUUAAUACAUAACCCCCUUUAUAUCCAGUGUAUAUGCUAGCGGAUCAAGCAAUGGCAUUAUUACUUGCUUUUUAGCUUACUAGCUCCAGGCUUAACAACAGAAUGGUUUUUGCACAUAUUGUAGAGUUUCAUGCAGGUUUCAUAUGUACCAUUUAACUGUUUCUGAAUCCUGUCAAUAGGCAAAGGUAUACAUUUAUUUUUAGCUACAGAUAAUUAAUCUAACAUUUAAUUAAGCAAUAUGUAGAAUCAGAUGUGUAGUAACUUUCAACUAUUGAUUUUUAUUGCACUAAUACAUAUUCUCUAUCUGCAUCAAAAUGCCCAUAAAUUUCUGCUGCCUGCAUAAUACAAAGUAUGGCAAGUGCUUGACUUCUUGCUUGGUUUACUUAACUUCUUCUUAUCAGUUUGCAGCAUCCCCAAAGUCUUGACCACCAACCUUAGUAGGAGAAACGUCUAUGUUUGCUCAUAGCAUAUACAGAGAUUCCAUAAAUGCAAUCAGCUAAGUGUUACUCAAUGUGCAAAUCACAUUUCAGCAGGUUAUAUUGGGUCAGUUACCCAAUAUGUGUUUAGCAUCUCCUGCUUUGCAUGAAUAAAUGAUCUCUCAUGACUGAGCACCACUAUGGAUCUUUAAAACCAGCUGUCUUCAAACACAACAGGUAGUGCUGAUCUCAGUGUGGGCUUUCAGUCUCCGUGGUAUGUGUCCCAGAGGCAGUGCUGUGUGAUGUGCACCAUUACAUGCCAAUGACCUUUCUCAGGAUAAUCUGCUUUGCUUAAAUGGCAUUCCCCAGAGAUUAGUAGCCUUCUUCCACUAAGACGUGUAAAAUUCUGCAUUAUCUGACAUUAGGCAAAUUUAUUUACUUUGUUUUAACAGUUAUACAUUUAUUUAUCAUUAUGUUAAUUAAAGCUGCACUUUUAAAAAUCCUGCACUAUUUCUAAAAUUGUUAGUUUUAUUAAAAUACCUUUUCUCUCA
This is a messenger RNA of Xenopus tropicalis (tropical clawed frog), 6022 nucleotides long. NCBI's taxonomy places the organism in Eukaryota, Metazoa, Chordata, Amphibia, Anura, Pipidae. The record is from RefSeq and is a predicted model, not a curated record.